This is a messenger RNA of Erigeron canadensis, 2783 nucleotides long. Its product is annotated as protein TIC 100. The transcript has 11 exons. Gene Ontology annotation, cellular component: cytosol. Lineage: Eukaryota; Viridiplantae; Streptophyta; Magnoliopsida; Asterales; Asteraceae. Bases 57 to 2537 code for a protein of 826 amino acids. The record is from RefSeq and is a predicted model, not a curated record.
CCUUAUCUUUCUCCUUCUUCCCCCCAACAACACCAACACUCACACACAAAAAAAAAAUGUCAUCCAAAAAACCAGACCAAGAUGACUCUUCUUCUGAUACCGAAGAACCAUACCCGGAUACCAAAAAACCCGAAGUCACAACAAUCCGACCCAACAACUCAAUUAUCAACAACAAAAACAAAAAAAUCGAUGCUGAUGACGACGAUACUACCCCAGAAGGAUAUUUCAAAAAAGUAAGUCAAAUUCUUGAAUCAGAAGAAUUCAAGAAACUUGAAGAAUCACAAGAAGUGAAUGACGUGGACAAUAUUGGUGACCUGUAUGAUUUUCCAGAAGACCCGGAGAACUGGAAAGAAGAAGACUUGAAAGAGCUGUGGGCGGAUGCUCCGCCUUUUAUGACCAAACCCGGGUUUGACCCGAGUUUUGUGGAUAAAGAUGAACUUGAUAUAAUUAAUGAGGAGAUUAGAGAAGGAAGGGAUCCGCCAAUUGCCCCGUUUUAUGUACCGUAUAGGAAACAUUACCCGGUAAUACCACAUAAUCAUUAUGAUAUUAGAAAUGCUAAAUCUGUUAUCGAAGAACUCGAUCGAAUUGAAGAGACUUUGCAAUGGCAUAGCUUUGUUUUUGCUGAUGGUAGCACGUAUGAAGGUACCGUGUGGGAUGAUUUGGCUCAUGGGAAAGGUGUUUAUGAAGCUGAACAAGGGCUUGUCAGAUAUGAAGGUGAAUGGUUACAAAAUAAUCCCGAGGGCCAUGGGGUUCUUGAAGUUGACAUACCUACUUAUGAGCCCAUCCCAGGUUCAGAGCUUGAAGCUGAAAUGCGAGCUAAAGGACAUAUAUUUAAAAGAGAUUUUAUGUCGCCAGAAGAUAAGGAAUGGCUUGAGAAAGAUAUUGAAGAUUGUGUGAAAUUCUCACGGGGCAGAUAUGAAAUCCCGUUCUAUGAAAAUGAGGAAUGGGUCAGACAAUUUGGAGAGAAACCGGAGAAAGGUCGAUACCGUUAUGCUGGUCAAUGGAAGCAUGGCAGAAUGCAUGGUUGUGGUGUUUUUGAACUCAAUGAACGUACCACUUAUGGAAGAUUUUACUUUGGACAGUUUUUGGAGGAAGAUCAUGGUUGUGAUGUUGAUACCUCAGCGUUGCAUUCAGGUAUAGCAGAUGUGGCUGCAGCAAAGGCUCGAAUGUUUGUUAACAAGCCUGAUGGGAUGGUCCGAGAAGAACGUGGUCCAUAUAAUGAUCCUCAGCAUCCCUAUUUAUAUGAAGGAGAAGAUGUGUGGAUGGCUCCAGGCUUCAUUAACCAGUUUUGUGAAGUCCCUGAUUACUGGAAAGCUUAUAUGGAAGAUGUGGAUGAAGAACGACAGAUGUGGCUCAACUCGUUCUAUAAAGCCCCACUAAGGCUACCCAUGCCAGCUGAGCUUGAGCAUUGGUGGGAAAAAGACGAGUCUCCCGAGUUUAUUCUCCUUAACAAGGAGCCAGAGCCCGAUCCUGAAGAUCCAUCAAAGAUGGUAUACACUGAAGAUCCUGUUAUCUUGCACACACCAACCGGGCGUAUAAUCAACUAUGUAGAUGAUGAAGAACAUGGGAUCCGUUUGUUCUGGCAACCACCUUUGAAGGACGGGGAAGAUGUUGAUGCAAGCAAGGUUACCUUUUUACCCCUUGGAGAUGAAGAACUAUUUGAACGCGAUGAUCGUAAUGUUUUAGAGCGUACAGUGACAUCAUUACAAGAUAAAUGCAAGCUCAUGCUUGAAAAUCUGGAGAAAUGGAGGGAAGAGAAGAAGAAAGAGAGUGAAGUGAAGUUGAAAUUAAUAGAAACAGAAAUUGAAAUAGUUGAGGCUGAGUCUGAAUUGAAGGAGAUUAUUAAAGAAAUGGAUGAUGAAUUGAAAAAAUUGGAAAAAGAAGAGGAAAAGAAAAUGGAGAUGGGUCUGGAAGACGAAGAUGAAGACGAGCCAGUUGAGAAAUCUGAGGAAGUCCCUCAUGUUGAGAUUAAAGUCGAUGAGGUUAAAAAUGAUGGUGAUGGUGAUGAUGCUGAUGAUGAAGAUGAAGACGAAGAAGAAGACGAAGAAGAUGAUGAUGAUGAAAAUACACCACCUAGUUUUGGGUCUGUUAUUAAAGAUCAAGACUCGACAAAAAAUGAUCAAAAAGGCAAAAAUGGUGGAAGAUCCUCACCGUUUGCUUCAUCUUCUUUGCAGUUUUCUUCUGUGGGGCUGGUUUCUAUGGUUCCAUCUCAGCUACAGCAGUUACUUGGGGCAUGGAAGGCGUCAAGAUUACAUACAAAAACUUCUCUACCUUGUUCUUCUCAGGUCAUGAGAGAUCAAUUGACCCGAAAGUGUUCAAUCAGUUUUGAACGAACGUUUGACCAAGGUUUGACAAUGAGGGCACAUCAUCAAACCAACAAGCUCAUCACAAAGUCAACUCAUGGUAACCGUCUUAAGCACAAAGCUUCUGCACAUCUUCAAAGUAACACGGGUGAACCAAAUAGACACAGCUUGACUUGGCCAUGCAUACGUCCUGAUGAAGAGCUAAGCAUUUUGUCUUUACACAUUCCCAUUUAGAUUGUUGUUUACAGAAUCACCCCCGGUGCCGUAUUUGACACUGGUUUUCCUUUUUUUAGUAUCUUCCAAUUUUGUAAUUUAAUUAAUACCUUGAUUGUGGCAGACAUAGUCAUGACAUUUUUGUCUACCUAAGUUGUAUCAAUCUGUUUAAACCACCCUUUGGUGAAAACUGAAACAGAAAUGUUCACGGAAGAGUAUUUUGAGAUAAUGCAAUGGCCAAUGGAGAAUUGGAGAUGGGUUAUGGAA